UUCUAAAUAGGUUUGUAGGAUAUCGCUGGCCUAGCAGAUCGACAAAGGCUCGUUUAUCAGUCGGCUGUUGGUGGAAUUGCGCAUGUUCCUGCUUUUGUUCUCCUUGGCCAAGCUCUGGCAAUAUAUCGGGCCAAUAGCCUCAAGUACUGCGCAACCGCUGAUGUUCCGUAAGCGCUCCACCAUGCAUCAUCCCCCGCCGCGAGCACGUUCCACUACCAACACGGAAAUUAUUGUGGUUCCGCGCCGGGCUCAGGCUUGGGCACUGCGGAUCAAUUGUGCUGGCGGCACUCCGAGACUUUGGAGCGCAGCUGAGGACGUUUGGCACAGCAUUUCCUUGCCAAUCCCUUUCACUCUGAAUGAACUAGUAGUAGAUUGCAUUGCGAGGCUGAGGGCUUCGGAUGCCGCAUUUGUUAUGCAUGAUCUAUAGAGAG
Messenger RNA from Cantharellus anzutake, 431 nucleotides. RefSeq lists its product as uncharacterized. The coding region runs from base 83 to 427 and encodes 114 amino acids. The record is from RefSeq and is a predicted model, not a curated record. The transcript has a single exon. NCBI's taxonomy places the organism in Eukaryota, Fungi, Basidiomycota, Agaricomycetes, Cantharellales, Hydnaceae.